Morus notabilis is the source of this 2431-nucleotide messenger RNA. RefSeq names its product SH2 domain-containing protein A. The record is from RefSeq and is a predicted model, not a curated record. Gene Ontology annotation, biological process: signal transduction; regulation of transcription by RNA polymerase II. The transcript has 12 exons. NCBI's taxonomy places the organism in Eukaryota, Viridiplantae, Streptophyta, Magnoliopsida, Rosales, Moraceae. Gene Ontology annotation, molecular function: DNA-binding transcription factor activity, RNA polymerase II-specific; RNA polymerase II cis-regulatory region sequence-specific DNA binding. Bases 70 to 2193 code for a protein of 707 amino acids.
CUUUCUCUCUCUUCAAGUUUUUUGAGGUUUCACUCUCAGAGACGAAACGAGCUUUUAGAGAGAGAAUCAAUGGCUGAUGAAGUAGCUUUAGAGAGAGAGAAUUACUCGCUGCUGAAGAACCUCAGAGUCGAAAUUGAAGGAGAAAAAGAGAAGACUUUCUCUCUCUGCUUUUGGCUUUACCUUGUCAACUCCACUACAUUGCCUCUUUCAAUCCUCCAAAAGGUACACCCAGAUGUCACAGGCAAUUCUCCUUUUCUUGUCAUACAUGAAAAGAAAGUGAAGCUUUUUCCAUUGCUUCCCUCGCGAAAAGAAGAUCCGGAAUCUGAAGUUCCACAUGCAUCUGUAGAGGUCGAGUUCGAGUUUUCGCAGGAAAAGUGGGUUCAUUUUGGCUGUGAGGUUUCAACAGAUUUUUUACGACUGCACAUUGAUGGAGAGAUUGUUGGAGAGAAGUCUUUGUCUUCUGCACUCGAAACAGAUUCCAACUUUAAUGGUUUUGUGAAGCUCACUUUGGUUGGUGGAGCGGGUGACGACAGCAGGGAUCAGGGAUACAUUUACAAUCUGAAAACUUUUGCUACCACUUCGUCUAUUAAGGAUCACUGUGCUAAGGAUCCACCUGUACAACUAUCUAUUGAUAAAUCCUCUGCCUCUGAGAUUGAAGAAGGCGAUGGUGGUGUUUGGAGUAUUGUUGGUGGCAAGGCAUCUUGCCGCAGGAAUUUUUCUUUGGAUGUUGUUUUCAUUGAUACCUCUGGCCAUCCUAUAAGAGAGGAAAUGGAGGUUGUUGCUUCACUUGUGUAUCUUGAUAACGGAGCACCUGUUGAGAGAACAAGUGACGGGGAGGCUCCUCUGUUGGCUAGCUAUGACGGACUCGAAUUUACUUCUUACGAGCGGCCGAGUAAAUUGUUGCAUGGGCGGGCAUCUUUUAAGCUUAAGAUAUCUCAGCUCUCUUCCAAGUGUCAAAAUAGACUUUUCCGCAUUAAGUUUCACUUGCCUAAAAUGGAAACAUAUCCUUUCUUUGAGGCAUUUUCUCCUCCAAUUCGCAGUAUUUCAAGGAACCGGAAUACUCGGCUAUCAUCUGUAGUAUGGAAACGAUGUACCUCUGCCCUCCAUCCAAUAUCCCAAUCAUCUGAAAUGGAUGAAGACAUGUUGGAAGUUCGGCAAAAUUCUUUGCAUGAAACAAAACCCAAUCCGUCAUCAAAGCGUUUAAGGUUGGGACAGGACAGAAUUUCCACAAACUUCAGGGCUGAUCCCCCGUUGGAGGCACCUGAUGAGGAAUGCAAUUCUCAUGCCUGGACUGCAAAUAAGGUUGAAAACGAAUUUAUGAAAAGUUCAACUAUGGAACAUGAGAACCUUGAAGAGGACAACUCGUCAUCUGGCUCGGAGAGUAUUGAAGCAAGAAAUUCAGCUCCAAAGGGCUCUUCAAGUACCAGAAAUCAAAUAUCAGAUUUAACUGUAUUUAAGUACUCACUAGCAAACUUAAGUGAGAGAUCUCUUCUACUCAAGGAGAUUGCAAACUCUGCUUCUAACGAAGAAAUUUUGAAUUUUGCACAUCAGGUCUCCUUGUAUUCUGGCUGUUCACACCACAGGAACCAAAUAAUAAUGGCAAAAAGAUUAGUGGAGGAAGGAACAAAGGCCUGGAAUUUGAUCUCACAAAAUACCAACAAGGUUCAGUGGGAGAGCAUGGUUUUUGAUAUUGAAGGACAAUUUAUGAAGAUUUCUCGUUGCAGUUCUAGGUCUCUAACGCAGCAGGACUUUGAUCUUCUGAGGAGAAUUUGUGGCUGCCAAGAAUACGUGGCGCAAGAGAAUUUUGAGCAAAUGUGGUGUUGGUUAUACCCCAUAGCAUAUGCAUUAUCAAGAGAUUGGAUAAAUGCAAUGUGGAGUUCUACAUCACCCAGAUGGAUUGAAGGAUUUAUUACAAAGGAAGAAGCAGAAUCUUCACUUCAAGGUCCAAGGGGUCUUCAAGAGCCUGGGACAUUUGUACUCCGGUUUCCGACCUCAAGAAUCUGGCCCCACCCAGAUGCCGGUAGCUUAGUUGUGACGUAUGUUGGAAGUGACUACGCUAUUCACCACAAACUACUUUCUCUUGAUCAUGUAUAUAGUUCCGCAGAGAACGAAAAGGAUGUGAAACCGCUACAAGACAUGCUUCUCGAAGAGCCUGAACUCUCAAGAUUGGGAAGGAUAAUAAGAAGUCACUAAGCACUAGAGAUGCAUCAAAUCUUUCUGCUCUUCUUUGCAGAUCAAUUUUGCGGUAUCUGUUUACUCAUCUUUGGUUCAUUGUUAGGUUUGUCAUUGUUUAGAAAGAGAACCCUUUUGAUAUUCUUGUCUAUGACUACUUGGAGUAAUUAUUUUAUUUGACACACUUGAGUUUUGUACUUCUUUCCAGUUGUCAAUUUUAAAAAGAAAAGAAAAAAAAAAAAGAAGUAUUUAUUUCAAA